AUGCACUGCCCGUUUCGGGUUUCUGUCGCACUAUCGGUUUCGAAGUGGGUGAAACGGGGCGCAAGCAACAUUGUGAGAGCGGCAACGGUGACGGAGGUCGGCAUACUAGAGGUGCGAUAUAGUAACGACCAUAAACACUAUCAAGAAGAGACGAUGCGCAACUCACCGUCCCGACGAACUGGACAGACCUUGUCUCAAUCACGAGAACACCAAUGCACGACAUUCGGCCUUCCACAUCUCGUUCCUUCAGUCUUCAACAGUCCCCUUGGAAACGUCAUUCUCCUAAGCCGGCACCCGAUCAAGCCGUCUCAACACCUCUGGUCCCGUCCCGCAACGCGACUUACUCCUUCAACUAUCACCAAAAUCAAAUUCACCCGGUGGUUAGCUGCCUCACCAACCGGGCACCAGCCGGCUGUAGGCACAGCUGAAGCAUCUGAAAUGCAGGCACGGCUUAUCAAACAGUGUCUCUGUCUGAGUGCACUACAACGGUCGAGCGCCUGUCUCAUGCUCCUCUCAGCUUCCUACCACUCCGUUCCACUUAAAAGUGUCAAAUCGUUCCCCUUCAAAAGAACAGCCACCCCCACUUCCCACGAAGAUGUCAUUCAAAAAGUCCUGCAAGUCCACUACGCUCUGCAGCCUAAUCAAGCUAUCUCUCAACUUCGGGAAUGGCAGCCUGUCGACCCUUUCAAAGUACACUGUCGUGAGUUGGGAUGUUGUUGGGCGGAGCGACACCUUCGAAACUGUCUGGCCAAAUUUCUCACCACUUCGAGCUACAACUUGCUAGCCUCCUCUCAAACCACGUCAGUCACUGUCGUAUCUAAAGCUGAGCUACUGGAACUACUCACAGAGACUUAUUGUCUCCAAGGCUCAUAG
Molecule: messenger RNA, 873 nt
Organism: Macroventuria anomochaeta
Lineage: Eukaryota; Fungi; Ascomycota; Dothideomycetes; Pleosporales; Didymellaceae
Exons: 4
Coding region: 1-873 (290 amino acids)
Source: RefSeq, a predicted model, not a curated record